AAUUCAUACAAGUCGGGAACAGCGAUUACAGACUGUGCCAUAGGAUAUCGCACAGUGCGUAUUGAGUCUCUAUCGGUUAAUCAAUGGAAAUCCGGCAACGUCGCGUUUACUGGUAUAGUGUGACUGCCAUUUCGUGAUGUUUCGAUACCUGACAUUUUCUCGAGUAGACAUGUAACAUUUGUUAAUAAUGGGUCAACACAACUUACUUAUAGAUUAUGUAGCAUCAGGGCGACGAAUUUCGGAAUUGGAUACAUUUGCCGAACAAUUAUGGUACAGCGACUGUGAUAUUCCAAUACCACUUCGUUCUUUGGAACGCGAAAGUGUAUAUGGGCUUACAAGUGUGUUGCUCAUUAUCUGUGAACAGUGUCACAUUGUCCACAAAGUUGUGACAAAUAAGACUCCUGUACGUGAAGAAGAUACGGGAAUACAAAAGUAUGCUGUCAAUUAUAAAGUAGCAACUGCUAUCCUUGAUGGUGGUUCCGGAGAAGUACAAAUAAAUAUUAUUCUCUCUGUUCUCAAUAUUCCAGCAAUGACUUCCCAUUUUAUAAAGCGAUACGAAAGGACGAUUGAUGUUGCGAUGGAGCAUGUCGCCAAAGAAAGUUGUAGAGAUAUAAUCGCUUUGAAUAAGAAGUUAACAAUUGAAGCGAGAGAGCAAGAAGCAUCAGUUAAUUCGUUAUCGACUAAUUAUAAUUGCAUGUUAUAAGUAGGCUGCAUUAUAUGCACGAGCUUUUAUUUACUUUUCAUGGCUUUGCAUGCUUUUAAUUGUGCUAUAAAAAAAAAUGUCCUCAUUGCUGCAACACCCCAAAACAUUAGAUGUCACUAACACUUAAUUGUAUUGAGUUCGUCGACUAUCGAAAAAAAAAUUGUUUAAAUAAAAAUAAAUUAGUUCAAGUUCAAAUCAAGAAAACAAUGACUCGAAUAUGAA
Molecule: messenger RNA, 925 nt
Organism: Cephus cinctus (wheat stem sawfly)
Lineage: Eukaryota; Metazoa; Arthropoda; Insecta; Hymenoptera; Cephidae
Exons: 2
Coding region: 188-703 (171 amino acids)
Source: RefSeq, a predicted model, not a curated record